Didymodactylos carnosus is the source of this 1065-nucleotide messenger RNA. The record is from the annotation of a GenBank genome assembly. Lineage: Eukaryota; Metazoa; Rotifera; Eurotatoria; Philodinida; Philodinidae.
AUGAGUCAGUCUGCAGCAUUAAAACUUCCCGAUUCUAAUUCAAAAGAAUUCAAAUACGAUCGUCAAUUACGUUUGUGGGGUGAUCAUGGACAAAAAGCUUUAGAAACUGCUCAUAUUUGUUUAAUUGGUGCUAAUUGUCUUGGUACAGAAAUAUUGAAAUCGUUAAUAUUACCCGGUAUUGGACAUUUUACAAUUAUUGAUAAUCAACUUGUUACUCAUGCAGAUUUAGGUACUAAUUUUUUUCUUGAAUCUAAUUCAAUUGGUCAACCACGUGCUCAAGUCACAUGUGAAUUAUUAAAUCAACUCAAUCCAGAUGUUAGUGGUGAUUAUUUGAACGUUUCAUUAGAAGAUAUUUUAAAACAACAAAUGUAUCAAUUUGACAAAUACCAGUGUGUUGUUUUAGCUAAUACGUUGAAUAUAAGUCAACAAACAUUAUUAACAUUAGCCAAUCGUUUAUGGAGCGCACAUGUACCGUUGAUUGUCUGUAGAACAAAUGGUUUUAUUGGUCAGAUUCGUUUGCAAGUUAGAGAGCAUUAUGUAAUUGAAGCUCAUCCCGACGAUACUAUACCGGAUUUACGUUUAGAUCAUCCAAUAUCAGAAUUUCUCAGCUAUUGUAAUAACAUUAAUUUUCUUACAUUAAAACGUGAAGAACAUGGUCAUUUACCAUCGUUAGUCAUUCUUUUUAAAACUCUUCAAUUGUGGCAACAUGAAAAUAAAAAAUCAUCGUCCGAUUUACCUCGUACACGUCAAGAAAAAGACAAUUUUAAAAAAAUAAUAACGCAACUAUCAAAACAUCCUGAACACGACGAAGAAGAAAAUCAAUCAGCAAAUAUCGAAAAUUUUGAAGAGGCUAAACGAACAAUGUUAUCACGUUUAGUAGAAACGAAACUAUCACCUCGAUUAAAAGAAUUAUUUCAAGAUCAACAGUGUUUACAAUUGACACAACAAUCCAAUUUAUUCUGGUUUCUCAUAGCAGCUAUUAAACAAUUUGUUGAAAAUGAAGGACACGGGUAUGAUCUUCGUGAUAAUAUCGAAUAUCCAACUAGUAAUAUGAACAGAGAGUGA